Molecule: messenger RNA, 1352 nt
Organism: Brassica napus (rape)
Lineage: Eukaryota; Viridiplantae; Streptophyta; Magnoliopsida; Brassicales; Brassicaceae
Product: 5'-adenylylsulfate reductase-like 7
Exons: 4
Coding region: 274-1155 (293 amino acids)
Source: RefSeq, a predicted model, not a curated record
UAGGCAAUUGGCGGUGGUCUGUCUCUCUGUCAUUUCUGCAAAAACAAGUGACAAAACUUUAUUGACAUUUCACACGGAUCUAAUAGUAAGAUUACAUUUUAUUUUAUUUUUGUGUCUUCUCUUUUUCUAAGUUUUCUGUUCUUGAUUUCAGCCGUUGUGCUUUUGCCAUCGAAAUCUGAAGCGAUUACGCCCUCAAUCGUUGAUCCUAAGAUAGUUAGUUUCCAGCGAAUUUUGAUCUCUCUCUUUUUGAGAUAUUCCUCUCAUCGUAUUCUAAUGAGUUACCGGGUCCCCAUCCUCCUCCUCCUCUGUGCGAUAGCUGGGUCAUGCUUACCUUCCGCCUUCGCUUCCUCCGCUGACGUUUGCGAUCAUCAUGAUGAAUUCGAGGUCUUCCGAUGCGGAAUCGAGAAUAAAUGUCAUCACUCUCUACUACCCAGACCUCCUUUAGAGGUGGAUGGAGACUUGCUAGACAGCCUCAUGGAUUCAAACCUUGGAAAUGCUUUUACUUCCAUACUGUUUUAUACCUCACGGUGCCAGUUUUCGCGUGCUGUUCGCCCCAAGUUUGAUGUUCUGAGCUCAAUGUUCCCCCUCAUAAGGCACCUGGUUGUUGAGCAAUCACAGGCUUUACCGUCUGUCUUUUCUAGGUAUGGCAUCCAUAGCUUGCCUUCAAUCCUGAUGGUGAAUCAAACAUUCAGGAUCCGAUACCAUGGACAGAAGGAUCUUGCAUCCCUUAUUCAGUUUUACCAACAUACAACAGGUCUUAAACCUGUCCAGUAUGUGGAUGAAGGUGAACCAACAAGCUUGGACAUCGAUGGUAACCUCAUCACAUGGCUACACAACGGGUCAUCUAUCAAGGAAAUAGCUGAAAGAGAUCCAUAUUUGGUACUUUCACUGGUGUUUCUGUCUUUGAAACUGGCAAUUUUGAUAUCCCCUAUCAUGGGAGCGCGCUUGAAAGCGUUGUGGGCAUCUUAUGCUCCGCAUCUGAGCUUGGGAAUACUCGGUGAGACUAGCCAACUGUUUGGCCGUGCCAUGCACAUGAUCGAUGUGAGGAGGCUUUGGAUUAAACUGAGACUAGCGAAAACCAGGAACUUCCAAGAGAGAGCAAAGAACGCACUUGCAUCGGUCUCGCUAGGAAAAUCUACUUCACAAUCAGGGUGAUUCCGAGAUCCUUCAUCAUCGCUGAGCUUAGUUAGGUUACUUUACUUUUGGUCGACAUGUGUUAACUUUGGAGUUCCUGUCUCUGUAUGUAAAUCAUAUUUUUGCUUAUUUGUGAAUAUUUUCGUUCGUUUCUUGAAUAUUCUUGUCUCUGUCCUUUUUUGUUUUGCUUGUAUUGAUUGAUCAACGGUUUGGUUUAA